AUAUAGGAUUAUUGUUAUUGAUGAUAUACUUAAAUGUGUUUCUUGAUUUGAAUUCGCAGUUAAAAACAUCGAAAACAUCGGAAAAUGCAGGAAGCUGUCAUUGAUGUAUCACUCAAUACGAAGAAUGUCUUCUCGUCAGCUCUUCGUUUCGCUAUGUCCAUUGAUACAUUAAAGAACUCUCCUGAGCUUGUUCAUGAGCUCAAAACUUCAGCUCAAGAACAAGUGGAGUUCAUGUUAUCGGAAGACGAAGAGGUACGGUUACUGAUUACUGAAGAGGAAGUGAAAUCGGUUGUAAGAUUAGGUAUCUCAAAUGUUAUAUCGAUGUUGUUGGAUAGAUUAUCAUCUUUGCUUGUGAUUAUUCCUGAAUGUACUGAGUUUAGUGUUCUUAAAACACUCUAUGAUAUCGAGUGGCUAUGCAAAGUAUUGCCAAGGAUGGAGUUGAUGAAAGAUCUUGUCUUUAAAUGGACCGAUGUAUCGAGUGAGAUUCUUGUGAUUGCUCAGAAGUGUAAGUUAGAUUCUAGGAUAUUGGGUGUGAAAGUUAAGCUAGUUGAGGUUACAGGGAAGAUUUUAGAAGCGGUAGGUUAUGGAAUUGUGAUUGUUCCAUCUAAAAGCCGGACUUGUCUUCUGAAGAUAUGGUUGCCUUUCAUAAGGAGAUUAAAGACUUUGGUUGAUGCAGAAGGAUCUGAGUGUGAGUACAGAAUGGAUGAAGAUCUUUGCGAAUUCAUAGAAGGAUCGAUGGUGUCUUUGGUUUUGACGUUGCCUUCGAACGACCAAGCAGAAGUAUUUGGGGAAUGGAUGAGAGGGAUUGGGUUGGAAGGUGUGAAGUUUCCAGAUUUGAGUGAAGCUUUUGAGUAUAUCGUUUUCAAGAUUCGGGAAACUGGAAAUGCAGAUGUCGCUAAGAAAUUCGAAGUUCCAAGCCUUUCUUCUUCCUCAAGCCGGUCUGCUUAUUUCCAAAGGUUGAAUGAAGAUGGAUAGUAGCGUUGUUCAAUUCACAGUUCACUCACAAUGCCUUGAAACUAGACCCAAGGAAGAUAACCCGAUAAUUUCAACCGUAUACCGAGAGGAGAGAUCCAAGUCAUGUGAAUUCUCACAUUUGUAAUCUUGUUUCAUACUUUCAUCUUCCUUGAAUAGCUUGCUGCUUCAUUGUAAUUCUGGAUUCUAAUAGGAGUGACAUAUAAAGCUCCUGACUCUUGUAACUUUGAUCCUGAUUUAUGAUAUAAAUAGUGCGGUCUGUG
This is a messenger RNA of Arabidopsis arenosa, 1235 nucleotides long. The record is from the annotation of a GenBank genome assembly. NCBI's taxonomy places the organism in Eukaryota, Viridiplantae, Streptophyta, Magnoliopsida, Brassicales, Brassicaceae.